UUAGAGAUAAUAAGUGGAAAAAUGAACAAUGGUUUUCAUCUUUCAGACAGCAGGGAAAGCCUGCUAACUUUUGCAUGGAAACUAUGGUGUAAAGAUGAAGGAAUGAAAGUAGUGGAUCAGCUCCUUGUUUCGUCGUGUGUGGUUGCCGAGGUGCUUAGAUGUAUUCAUAUCGGGUUAUUGUGCGUGCAAGCAGACCCAGCAGACAGACCAACCAUGUCAUCUGUGAUUGUCAUGUUAGCAAGCAAUGACAUGAUGCUUCCUCGUCCAGCUGAACCUGCAUCUUAUGUUAGACGUGCUGUCGCAGAACCAACCGAAUCCAGUUCAAAUGAUGGAAUGCUUUCAAUUAAUGAGGUCACAAUCUCAAAUUUUUUGCCCCGUUGAAUGAACCAUUGUCUUAUGGAAUCUAGCCUAUCAAAAG
Molecule: messenger RNA, 418 nt
Organism: Hibiscus syriacus
Lineage: Eukaryota; Viridiplantae; Streptophyta; Magnoliopsida; Malvales; Malvaceae
Product: cysteine-rich receptor-like protein kinase 6
Exons: 2
Coding region: 22-381 (119 amino acids)
Molecular function (GO): protein serine/threonine kinase activity
Source: RefSeq, a predicted model, not a curated record